Molecule: messenger RNA, 1553 nt
Organism: Cyanistes caeruleus (blue tit)
Lineage: Eukaryota; Metazoa; Chordata; Aves; Passeriformes; Paridae
Product: acrosin-like
Biological process (GO): proteolysis; acrosome reaction
Molecular function (GO): serine-type endopeptidase activity
Source: RefSeq, a predicted model, not a curated record
ACAGUGGAAGGUGGCCCUACCCAUGAUGGGGACGGCACUGGGUGGUCAUUAAAAGUCCCUUCCACCCAGACCAUUCCAUGUCUCUAUGACUGUGCUGCCCCUCCCUGCCAUGCCCAGCACACAGAACCAGCCCCUCUGUGACAGCGGCUCUGGGCCAGGGGCACUGUGAGCACCACAAAGGCUGUGGGUGCUGUGGCGCUGGCUGCACUGGAGGCGACACCUCGGUUCUGGCUGCUGCCACCUGCACUGGCACCAAUGGCUUUUCUGUGGGUUCUCAUCCUGCUGGCCCUGGCCUGGCCCGUGGGAGGCACCUGGGACACCUGCAGAAGGACCUGUGGGCUCCGGCCCAUGGCUUCUGACCACAGCUCUGCAGUUCCCGACUAUGGCUCCGUGGCUUCUGCUGCUGGCACGUCCCAUGUCAUGGGUAGCACCAAUGUCCAGCCAGGGGCCUGGCCUGGCAUUGUCAGCAUCCAGGCCACCUGGGCGAACGGCACGUGGCACAUGUGCACCGGUGUCCUCCUCAGCUCCCAGUGGGUGCUCACGGUCGCACACUGCUUCGCCAGGGGCGGGGACAUCUCCACGUGGGAGGUGGUGUUGGGGGCCAUAGAUCUGACUCAGCUGGGCCCUGAGGCUGAGGUGAGACACAUCCAGAGGCUCCUGGUACACCGGCACUACGUGCCUGCCACGGCGAGGAAUGACAUCGCCCUGCUGGAGCUGGAGCAGCCCGUGGAGUGCAGCGACUACAUCCAGCUGGGCUGCGUGCCCGACGCCUCGCUCAGGGUCUCGGAGCUGAAAUCCUGCUACAUCGCCGGCUGGAACUUUGCCAGAGCUCAGGGAACAGGCAUGGUGCUGCAGGAGUCCAAGGUCCACCUCAUGGACACGGAGCUCUGCAACAGCAGCCGGUGGUAUGCGGGGACCAUCCACCCCCGCAACCUGUGUGCUGGGUACCCGCAGGGCAGCAUCGACACCUGCCAGGGGGACAGUGGGGGUCCCCUCGUCUGCAAGGACAACAGAGCCGACUACUUCUGGCUUGUGGGAAUGAACAGCUGGGGAAAAGGCUGUGACAGAGCCAGGCACCCCGGGGUCUACACCUCCACUCAGCACUUCUACAACUGGAUCCUGCUCCAGACGGGCCUGAGCCCAGCAGAAAGAGCCGGUCCAGCACCGGAGCCAGUUGUCACCUUGGCCCCUGAGCAGAGUCUGGAACCAGAGGAACCAGAAGAACCAGAGGAACCAGAGGAACCAGAGGAACACAUCCGCUUGACCCCCGAGUACAGCCAGCGACCAGUGGUGACAUCCUCGGGCACGUCACUUCCCGUGAUGUUCCCACACCAGAUCCUGGUGCAAUUCUGGAAUCUGCUGCAGGAGUUCCUGCAGUUUCUGAAGGACAAAGAAGCUUGAGCAGCAACAGGAUGAGCAGGACCCAGGGCUACAGUGGACCACAGCAUUUCCUGCCAGGCCAAAGGUAGCCUUGGGCCAGAGGCUUCUCUGUCCUGCCCACGCUGCUGCGCUGCGGCCACACCGAUGCUGACGUGACUGAAGUGUUGAAGUAA